UGUGUGUGGUGUGUAUCGAGUGGGUGACUUCAUACAAAAAAAAUAUGUUUUUCUCAGCUUUAUUCGAGUAAAAUCCUGAAUGGAAACCUGAAAUUUAAAGCUGUGUGUCCAUUUCAAUAUAUGUGAGGCAUUUUAGUCCUACUCAUCAAGAUGCAUCGACGUCGGGGCCCAAAUUUUACUUACGUUAGUGGUUGCGUGAAAUAUAUGAUUUUCGCCCUGAAUUUCAUAUUUUGGUUGUUCGGAGGACUUCUGAUUGGAGUUGGAUUGUAUGCGUUUAUUGACAAAUGGCAAGCUACUGGGCUCAUAAAGCUGGAUACGGUGUACGAUGUGAUGCUAAACAUCAGCCUUCUCAUCGCGUUGCUGGGCGGAGUGGUUUUCGUGGUCAGCUUUGCCGGCUGCGUGGGAGCGCUCCGGGAGAACACUUGCCUGCUUAAAUUCUAUUCCCUCUGCCUUCUGAUCCUGUUUCUCGUUGAAAUGGGCGGCGCAGUAUGCGGUUUCGUGUUCCCGCGUUCCCUGCACGGUCUACUCGAGCUGAGCUUCACGGAGCGGGUCGUGCACGCUUAUAGAGAUGAUCCGGACUUGCAGAACUUUAUAGACUUCGCCCAGAGCGAUUUCCACUGCUUCGGUUUGACCUCAGACGGGUACAUGGACUGGUCCAAGAAUGAGUAGGGUGAUUGCUACAGUUAUUGGCCCUUUAAGAGCGUUGUGUAAGUUAACUUGUGUAAAAUGUAACAAAAACUCGACUUUUGUUUACUUUUUAUAUUUUAUUAUGAGAAAACAAUAUUGCUGCUAUUUAGACUAGUACCUAUUUGGUGUAUAUAAGAAUAAGAAUUACAAUAAUAAUUUUAAAAAUAUCAGAGAUCACAUUAAAUUUAGCUAUUGGCCCCAAAAUCACAGUAAUUGGCUCCUAGAAGUACAGUUAUUAGCCACCGAAAAAAACCCAUAAAAAUCACUGAAACUUCACGCUUUGUAAUCCUAACUCAUUUUGUCUUUCCUUAAGAUUAGCUAAGGAUUCGUCAUCAGUAUCACUCUUAUCGAUUUCUUCAUCUAUCUCAUCAUCGUCAGUACAUUCAGUAACAUUGUAACAAUUGUGACAAAGAUAACUGUCUCCUUCUUCUUCAGGAAUAUGCUGUUGCACAAGAUUUAUAUUAUGAAAGACACGGUGACAUUCAGAGCAUACUAAAAGUCUAUUUUUUAUAAGCUUUUUGCAAAUAUUACAGAUUUGAUUGGAUACAGAUAAAUUAUUCUUACUUUUUUUAUUUUAGCAGUUUUCUUUUCUUCAGCUUUCAGUUUUCUGUCCUCUCUUUUAUGUUCUCUUUCAAUUUUCCGUUACCUUUUUUCUUUCUCGAGGAUUUAUUUUUCUUCCAGAAUCCUCUGAUAUUCUGGUUACGGUAACGGUUCAUCUCGUCGUUCUCGUUCGUCUACAAGUACCUAUCUCAUCUUCUUGGGUCCCAGUUUUAGGGUCUUUUGUCUCUCUUUCUUUAUCUCUAGUUUGAAGUUCUCCUAUUUCACUCAAUGUUGAUUCUUUCUCCCGACUUAUAGGUUCAGGUUCAUCUGUAACUUCCGCUUCCAAUCCAUUUUGCUUAUAAUAAAUAGUCCCACAAACGAUAGAGAAUUAAAAAAAAUCAUUGUUUUGCAUUUCAGGUAUUAUUUGUUUUAUUUUUUUAAACUGAUUAAGUGUUUCUGUUCCAACUACUUAUACCAACCUUAGUAUACUGUGUUACCAACGGCAUCUUGUAACAAUCUAGGUAAAGUAAAUCAAUAAAAAUAGUUAUUGGCCGUGCAUAAGUGUCAGUAAUUGGCCCCCCGGCUAAUUACUGAUCCUAAUAGGUUAGGACGUUAGUAUUUUAAUAGCAAAUAUUUAAGGGUUAAAUUAACUUAAUCUUGAAUAAAAAUACAAUAA
Messenger RNA from Ostrinia furnacalis (Asian corn borer), 1903 nucleotides. RefSeq names its product tetraspanin-33. Bases 151 to 669 code for a protein of 172 amino acids. Gene Ontology annotation, cellular component: plasma membrane. The record is from RefSeq and is a predicted model, not a curated record. NCBI's taxonomy places the organism in Eukaryota, Metazoa, Arthropoda, Insecta, Lepidoptera, Crambidae. The transcript is spliced from 5 exons.